Messenger RNA from Neoarthrinium moseri, 2316 nucleotides. RefSeq lists its product as uncharacterized. The transcript has a single exon. Gene Ontology annotation, biological process: protein phosphorylation. Bases 1 to 2316 code for a protein of 771 amino acids. Lineage: Eukaryota; Fungi; Ascomycota; Sordariomycetes; Amphisphaeriales; Apiosporaceae. Gene Ontology annotation, molecular function: protein kinase activity; ATP binding. The record is from RefSeq and is a predicted model, not a curated record.
AUGGCGACACUACAAAUCCCUGGCAGGUCAAAAGCUGCGGAAGAUGCAGCAAAAAUGCAAAGAGCGGUUCAAGAUGAGUGCGAGAAGUCUGGGAAACCGAUUCCGGACUACAACCUUACCGAAUUGAUCGGUAAGGGCAGCUUCGGUCGGGUGUACAAAGCCACAAGUACACAAGACGGCAAGGUCGUAGCUGUCAAGAUCAUUGACGUCGAUGAAAGUGACACAGUGAACCCCAAACUUGCCGACACGUAUUCUGAGUUUAUGAAAGAGGUCAACGCGCUACAGGUUCUGCGCGAAGGAGGUGCGAAGAACAUCAACAAUGUUCUGGAGGCACUUCCAGUCGGGCGUGCCAUGUGGAUGGUCACGGAGUAUUGCGCUGGAGGAAGCGUUGCGACUCUGAUGAAACCCACCGCUCCCGGCGGUCUACAAGAGAAGUGGAUUGUGCCUAUUCUAAGAGAGGUGGCUGUUGCAAUUUUCUGGGUCCACAAGCAGGGGAUCAUACAUCGGGACAUCAAAUGUGCGAAUGUCCUGGUUACCGAAGAGGGGGGUGUCCAGCUAUGCGAUUUUGGUGUCGCCGGGAUGAUGGAGUCGAAGUUUGACAAGAGGUCAACCUUCAUUGGCACCCCCCACUGGAUGGCCCCUGAACUUUUCGAUGCAAAUGCAUCAUACGGAGUUGAGGUUGAUAUUUGGGCGUUUGGUUCAAUGGUUUUUGAAAUUGCAUCUGGUUUACCGCCCAACGUCAACGCUAAUGUUGGCCUCCCACAGUUUGGAGGCUUUUUACGAGAACAUAUCCCGAGGUUGGAGGGACCACAGUACUCAGCAGACCUGAAAAGUCUCGUCGCCUUCUGUCUGGAGGAAUCUCCAAAGCGACGCCCGACCAUCGAGCAGGUCCAAGACCACCCUUUCCUUCAAGGCACAGAGGCCAGAUACCCGGCAUCUUCGCUUGCAGCAUUGGUCAGAGCAUACAAGCUUUGGGAAGAGCGUGGUGGUAGCCGCAAGUCUCUGUUCAACCCUAUGAUUGGAGCACAAGGCCCAUCCGAGUUCUCUUCAACAUCUAUGGACACAGACGAAUGGAACUUUAGUACGACGCUGGCUUUUGACGAACGAAUUCACGAUGGCUUUGAUGGGCAGACUGAGUUCGAAGCGGUCAGAGACGUGUAUGGCUCUGAGAUUGACUUUCCGGGAGAUUUCGCAGAAGACACACAACGUCCGAAGCCAAAGGGGAGACGCCGGCCGCCUCCUCAAGCUCUGGCAGCUAUGAAAGCCCCCUUGGAGAAGGUCUUUGACCCGAACACGAUCUCCAGCUAUAACGAGAACUCCCAAGCCUACUAUGGCCACCCUCCUAUGCCGCCCGCAGCUUCUGAUUUACCCUUACGCGAUGAUUCCUUGCACAAUACCCUUCGAGAAUCACUCAUCGACCUUGAUGCUUCACUGGGUGGAGGAGAGCUGUCUCAAUUUGCUGCCAUGGACACUAUCAAGCCUCGGCCUGGUGCUCGUGCUUCCAUGGACAAUGAUUGGACUUUUGGCUCUGCGACAGACUCCCAGUACAGUCGCGCACCUCUCAGCGACCCAGCCGAGCUUAACGGUGGCAGAAGCGGACCGAAUUGGCAGUGGCCUACAAGCAUUCCGCCCGCAUCUGCAGCCCCUGAGAUGACUCAUUUCACAUUCGACGACGAGCGUCCCGCGCUCAUCCACCAGCAGACUGAACCAGCUGGACUCCCGUCUCAGGGCUAUGAACUUCAGGUCCCCCGUUCCACCAACAACGACCGCAUGUCCUUGUCCAGCUUGAUCGAUCUCGACGAGGGCCUCGUGGAGCCAGGCAUGCCGGAGCUUACUCGACCUUCUACCGCGAACUCAGAUGUGCCAUCGAUGACUGGUUCGGAGCUUGGCGGUGGCGCCAACCCCUUCGAGCUCGAGAAGCACGCGUCUGUAUACGCUCCCCUACCCCUGACCAAUCGCGAGCCGUCCAUCUACGUCUCGGAUGCCUCGGAAUUCGUCGCCAGUCUCGCCAACGCAGACAAAGCCGAGCGGCCGGAGGAGCCCUCGGACUACGCCGUCACUCGCCGCCAGAGCAACGUCUACUCCAAUGGAGUGAGUGCCGGGGUGGCGCCGGUUGACCCGCCCUCGGCCCGGAUCAUGGAGGGGCGAGCAGGUGCUGGGGAGGUGGCGGAGGAGAUGAGGCGGCUGGUGGCCGGGCUGUCGGAGCACCUGGCGGCGAUCGGGGGACAGGUGGCUUCCCUGGAGCCACGACGGUCGUCCAGGCUCUCGGGUAAUGGUAGAAUCAGCGAGCGCAGUGACGAGGAGACAAUGGACUGA